CAGGGGUCUGCUCCGCUCACUCUCUCUCUCCUGUUGCUUAUCCCCAAUCCACACUACAAUUACACCUAUACAUACACACCCCUGUGUUUAUACAUCACCGGAACCCUAGAAACAUCCUAAAAUGACCGAAUUACAGCCACCGGACGGCCAAAUCAACGGCGAGACGGGAGCUCUCGUCGUAGCUUCCACCGAAAACGUCGGAACGAAGCGUCAACGGCGACCUAGUGUUCGAUUAGGCGACAUCGGCGGCGAUCAAUCUCACGAUUCUCAUCUCAAUAUUCGAAGAUCUAGCAAGUGGAAGCAUCAGCAGCCACCGUACACCACUCACAAGUCCAAUCAAUCUUCAAAGACUCGGCCUAUACUCAAUUUGAGUGGCUCCGAGUUUCUCGAGGGCGAUGAUAAAGAGGGGAACUUGGAUUCUGUUGCAAUUGGGAGCUGGAAAGUGAGGGAUUCGAAGUCCAAGAGGCGAAACACGAAGCGGAUUAGGUCGAAUUGGGCGUCCAAGGUGGAUGGUGGAGACGAUGAGAGUGGCGGUGAGGAUGGGGAUGGGGAGGGUGGAUUUAGGGAUUUCGGUGAUUCGGAUAGUCCGGUGAAGGGGAAUAGUGGGAUGAAUUCGUUGGAUAAUUUGGGGAAUUGGGGGAACUGUAAUGGGGAGAGGAAUGGUGUUAGGGUUUGGUUGAAUCAGUUGGGAUUAGGACGGUACGCUCCGGUUUUCGAAAUUCAUGAGGUGGAUGAUGAGGUUUUGCCAAUGCUGACUUUGGAGGAUUUGAAGGAUAUGGGGAUUAAUGCGGUAGGUUCGAGGCGGAAGAUGUUUUCGUCUAUUCAGAAGCUUGGGAAGAGCUUUUCUUGACUUGUUUCUAACUUGUUAGUCCAGAUGGAAGGUUGAGGAAUUCUCGACAGGGUGGCUGAGGGAAGACAGAAUGUCUGAACUGGUUUGAGCUUUUUAGUGUAUUACUGUAUUCUAUUUUAGCAUAGUAGUAGUCUUUUGUUUUGUUUUGAGAUUAAUGAAGCUAUUGAUACUUAAUUGUCCUGUUUUGGUAUAUAUAGUUGUAACUUUACUGAUGUAGUCCUAAAGAAUUUUGUUAGUGUUAAAUUCUGUUACAAGUGUUCGAGGUUUAAUUA
Messenger RNA from Daucus carota subsp. sativus, 1122 nucleotides. RefSeq lists its product as uncharacterized. The record is from RefSeq and is a predicted model, not a curated record. Gene Ontology annotation, molecular function: protein binding. The coding region runs from base 122 to 850 and encodes 242 amino acids. The transcript has a single exon. Lineage: Eukaryota; Viridiplantae; Streptophyta; Magnoliopsida; Apiales; Apiaceae.